This is a messenger RNA of Amoebophrya sp. A25, 1357 nucleotides long. Lineage: Eukaryota; Dinophyceae; Syndiniales; Amoebophryaceae. The record is from the annotation of a GenBank genome assembly.
AUGAGAAAUAUCCAAAUCACGGUGGUCGAAUGUAUGAUUCCACGACUCAUUGAGAGUCCAAGUUAUAGGGCGGGAAUGUCGAUCCUAAGUAAAAAGAAGGCAAAGGGGGAACGAGACAUUCCCAGCUCGACGCUCUCAAUGAGUGGGAGCAUUCAUCAACCAUGGAAAGUGAGCGACUUUCACAGCUACCGCUUCUGCGACGUGUGGGGUGGUACGAAUGAAGAAGCGACUGAGAAGGUCCAUGCCUUCUUUGAGACGGACUACUUUAGAGAGGGUUUAGAGCCGGUCGCUGGUGCAAGGGAAGUGCUUUACAAAUAUGCUGAAAAGUACAAGGAAGCAGUCGAAUUCCACAUCGUGACGAGUAGACAGCACGUUAUCUUACAGGAGACCCAUAAUUGGGUCAACCGGCAUUUUGGAAAGGACUUGUUUGCCAGCAUCCUAGCGGGAAAUCACUGGACAAGAGAAAACACAGGUUAUGAGAAACAGUAUCAAUCAAAAAGCUGUUGGAACUUAUUGAUACUCACGCUUCGCGAAUAGUGAAUGUUCAUGUCAUACUUAGCUAAUAGCAGGAUGCUGGUCGUGAUUUUUCUUUUAUUUGUGAAUUAUCUUUUUCUUUAUCUACCCGUUGUUCGUUGUAGCAAAGCUCCUCCUUUGGAAGUCGUGUUGAAAUUAUCUGUGUACCGGCAGCAAUUGUUUCCUUCCAGAAAGCAAAAGGUCUCAAUAUUGAAUCGCUCCUCUCCUUCAUUUUCCGGUCGUCGUGACAAGCACAAGCAGUGACUCAGUUCCAACGAACACAGGAAAGGCCAGGUCGAAGGCUGAAAUGUGUCGUGAAAUCGGUGCCAACGUGCUGAUCGACGACUCGCCAUCCUAUAUAUCAGACUGUCUAGAAAACGCUGGGCCACAGUUUCGAAAAGCGGUUGUUUUUUUAUGAUGCAAGUUUUAGUUUGGAAAACAUCUUGUUCGAAGGCUAGUACAUGUUUAUAUAUAAGUUAAGUAAGGUCUUGGUCUACUUCAUCAACUUCAACAACUAAAUAUAAUAUAUCAUUUGAUGUCAUGAUAUCUCUCUCUCUCUCUGCAUACUAGUAUUAAGGCUACCAAGCGAGCAUCCUCAACAUCAUCCCUGCCUCAUUUUCAAGAGGGAAAUGGAUCCAGGGAUGGUCUCAGGGAUGCACGUUGGUAGCUCUAAUAGUAUCUCUGCUCACUUCCCCUUCUUCUAACACUCGGAGACUACGGUUGGAAUACGAAGUUCGACAUCGGACCUUUUGAGAAAGAAGGUAAAGCGGUUCGUUGUAGUGAUUGGCAGGCUGUUGAUCGAGUACUGGAGAGUAUGCUAGGACGAGAGGAGAAGGCUGACUAA